AUGUCUAAUUUCCUGCCAUGCCAGAUCGUGCCUGCUCAGAACCCGAUAUUCGUCGGCACUGGUGAAUCGAGAAGGGAGCUCAGGAGCAACAGCGAGAAGAACCUAGCAUUUAAGCUGGUCUUCCCACCUGGCUCAAAUUUUUCUGCAACUACUCAAUAUGGCACGAUCCCACCAUUUGGCAAGACGACUGUUGUGUUUUCAAGAAACAAGGGUAAAUGUGCAGAAGAGAAGCUGGUCGUUCAAUAUGCUGCGAUGGCCGAUGGACAGACCGAUCCGGCUGCUAGUUUCUCUACUGGCAAUCCGGUUGGAGAUUUUAUUGGAGAAGCAGUAGUUCGAUUAUCGCCAAUUACAUAG
This is a messenger RNA of Ostertagia ostertagi, 354 nucleotides long. The record is from the annotation of a GenBank genome assembly. NCBI's taxonomy places the organism in Eukaryota, Metazoa, Nematoda, Chromadorea, Rhabditida, Trichostrongylidae.